UUCCUCUAAUCACUUAAAAAUGUCCGGUCGACCGGCAGGAUACACUGCAAAUGAAGAUAAAUUAUUAUGUCAAGUUUAUUUAGAUGUUUCUCAAGAUCCUGUAACGGGAAUCUAUCAAUCUAAAGAUAAUUUUUGGAAUCGAGUCGUCGCAGCUUACAAUCGUGGAAAGGAAGAGAAUUGGGUGGAGCGCAACCAAAGAUCGGUGCAAUGUCGACUUCAAACAAUUGAGAAGGCUGUUAGAAAAUUAAACGGAUGUGUUCGUCAAGUCGAAAAUUUACAUCCAAGUGGUGCUUCCGAAAAAGAUAUCAUUGCACAAGCAAAAACUUUACUUACGCAAGAUCCGAACUUUAAAAAUGGCUUUAAAUUUGAUCAUGUGUGGGAUAUGAUGAAAGAUUUUAAGAAGUUUAGCGAUGUUGAUUUUGGAAGAACAAAAGCAAGAAAGCAUGGCUCUACUUAUGUAUCAUCGGAGUUUGAGGCUCCUAUUCCUGAUUCACCGUUGGUAUCGUCUCCUAACUUAUUAUCAUUUCACUAAAUUUAAAUGAGGAUGUUGCAGGUGAGGCCACAUCAUUACAAUGACCUAUUGGGGUAAAGAAAGCAAAAUUGAAGAGAAAAAUUGAUGAAGAUUACGUGAAAAUGAUCCAAUCAGAAAAUAAUCUGCUUGUUGAGGCGAUGGAAAAGUCAAGUAACUCAAGAAAUGAAGCUUCGAGACAAAAAGAAUUCAAAGAAGAAAAUAAAAUUUUAUUAACGAGGUUGAAUUCCAUUGACGAUCCAAAUCUUCGUGAAUUUUUGUGACAAGAACAAAAAUGAAUAAUCGAUAAAAGAAGUUAACAAUUUCAACAACCACAAGCACAACAAUCUUCUACCCCGUUCUCUCAGUUUUUUAGUAAUUUUGGUGCACCUGGAAAUGACAU
Nicotiana attenuata is the source of this 911-nucleotide messenger RNA. RefSeq names its product glutathione S-transferase T3-like. The record is from RefSeq and is a predicted model, not a curated record. Lineage: Eukaryota; Viridiplantae; Streptophyta; Magnoliopsida; Solanales; Solanaceae. The coding region runs from base 20 to 532 and encodes 170 amino acids. The transcript is spliced from 2 exons.